AUGAUGAGCUCCGUCUCCGCCGAGGAAUUUCUCGCGCGAUUCUUCUGCGAAGAAGACAUCCCAAAGGGGGAGGUGAGUGGUUCGGCACCACAGCCCGCCUCCCGCUUGGAGCUCCGCCAAUGGCAUUCCCUCCACCGCUCCCUGCGGCAGCUCUGCCGGGAACAUCAGCUGCACCUCGCCGAGGACCUCUUCACUUUCUUAGCGUCUAACCUUCCUUACGUGGAGCGAUACCUCAGAGGGGGGUUGGGGGAAAAAAAAAACCCGCCUGAAGUCGACGCCUGCGGCUUUUCAAACAUGGAAAAGCAAGGGGGGGUGCCCUCACAACGAGUUCUCACCGCCCUCCUUCGUUCCUGCGUGCGUUCCGCAUUUAGACUUGAGCUCGAUUCCUCGGAAAGAGGAGCGCUUCGCCCGAUCAAGCUUUCCGAUCUUCCGGUUUCUUCCGAAAACGGGGUCGUUCGUUUCGUCCCACUAGGGUGUGCGGUGUUGGAAAGUUGUUUGGGAGGGGGAUGGCGGCCGGGAUGGGUACACGACCUCGUUGGCGAGGCUGGGAGCGGGAAAACACAACUCGUGCUGCAGAGCGCAUUGCAAUACCUCGCGGAAGGGAUUGCGGCUCGACUCCUCCCCAGAAACGGCGACAACCCCGUCUUUUUCGACGCCAAUGGAAGAGGGAACCCGGAAGGAAACCGGGAAGGAAACGAAGGGGGAUUCAGUUGUGUGUAUCUCGCCUCGGAGGAGAUCCCUGCGGCGCGUCUUGCGCCUCUCGCCCUCGGCGCCAUCCAACGCAUUCGACGGCGUUGCGGAGAGGCCUUCAGUCGUUAUGGGGAGGCGGUCUACGUGGAGGGGCUCGCACGGCUGCGGGCGGGCCUCACCGUGGGCGCCGUGCUGCAGGGGCUGAAAAUCCGCAAAGUUCACAGCCUGGAGGAGAUCGACGGGCUGCUCCGUUCCGGCCUUCUUGCGAGCGUGAUCGGAACAGGAAAUCACAACGAGGAGAACGAGGGAGGGGGUGGGAUUCUCAUCGUGGAUUCCAUCGCCGCGGCCGCCGCGGGGAGCAGGGCGGGGGUGGAGAAAGCGGCGUCGUUCGCGCGGGGGGGAGGGUGGCAGGCGUUACUUUCGCGCGUAGGCGCGGAGCUUCGUCAACAGGCGGCUUCGCAUCGCUGGGUGGUGUUGAUUACGAAUCAGGUGCGGGCGAUUCCCGCGGCGGCCCGUGCGGAGGCCCUCCCUGCCCGCAUCCAGCCCCCAAAACGUCCACGGCGGGGUUUUUUUGGGGAUGGGGAGUCUGGGGAGGAGUGGGCUCCCGCCUUGGGGAUUCGAUGGAUGGUCACCCCUCACGUUCGGGUGUUGCUUCAAAAGCGGGGCGGUUACGACCAAGGGGAGGGGGUGCCGGGUUCGAACGCGCCGAGGCUUUUUACCUUACUUUCCAGUCCGGCCGUGGCGCCCGCGCAGGUGGCAUUUAAAAUCACCCAGUAUGGUAUUGAAGCCGGCGAUUAA
Messenger RNA from Phytomonas sp. EM1, 1488 nucleotides. The record is from the annotation of a GenBank genome assembly. NCBI's taxonomy places the organism in Eukaryota, Euglenozoa, Kinetoplastea, Trypanosomatida, Trypanosomatidae.